Messenger RNA from Balaenoptera ricei (Rice's whale), 1806 nucleotides. RefSeq names its product transmembrane protein 158 (gene TMEM158). The transcript has a single exon. The coding region runs from base 282 to 1166 and encodes 294 amino acids. The record is from RefSeq and is a predicted model, not a curated record. Lineage: Eukaryota; Metazoa; Chordata; Mammalia; Artiodactyla; Balaenopteridae. Gene Ontology annotation, molecular function: peptide binding.
UCCCGGCGCGCGCAGGGCCAAGCAGAGCUGCCCGGCCGUCCGAGGGCCCUUGCGUCGGGGGCGGCGGGGAACCCCAGACACCGCCGGGCCGGGAGGGAGCUCCGCGCCAAGCGAGCCGCCGCCACCGCCUCCGCGCCGCCCCCGCGGGCUGAGGGGGGCCCGACGCGUCUUCACUCCGCCCGCCGCCAGUCCCCGCGGUCCAGCCGUCAGCUCGCCGGCUCGUCUCCCGCGCGCCAUGCAGCCACCGCCUGCCCUGCGCGCGUAGGCCCCCGCCACAGGCCAUGCUGCCCCUGCUCGCCGCGCUGCUGGCCGCCGCCUGCCCGCUGCCGCCCGCCCGCGGCGGGGCCGCGGACGCGCCGGGCCUCCUCGGGGCGCCCCUCAACGCCUCGGUCAACGCGUCGUCUGCGGACGAGCCUGCCGCCCCGCGGCUGCUGGCCUCGGCGGCGCCCGGGGCCCCCGAGCGCCCCGGCCCGGAGGAGGAGGCGGCGGCGCCGUGCAACAUCAGCGUGCAGCGACAGAUGCUGAGCUCGCUGCUCGUGCGCUGGGGCCGCCCGCGGGGCUUCCAGUGCGACCUGCUCCUCUUCUCCACCAACGCGCACGGCCGCGCCUUCUUCGCCGCCGCCUUCCACCGAGUCGGGCCGCCGCUACUUAUCGAGCACCUAGGGCUGGCGGCGGGCGGCGCGCAGCAGGACCUGCGCCUCUGCGUGGGCUGCGGCUGGGUGCGCGGCCGCCGCCCCGGCCGCCUCCGGCCCGCCGGCGCCACCGCCGGGGCGCCCACCGCGCUGCCCGCCUACCCCGCAGCCGAGUCCCCCGGGCCGCUGUGGCUGCAGGGAGAGCCGCUGCAUUUCUGCUGCCUGGACUUCAGCCUGGAGGAGCUGCAGGGCGAGCCGGGCUGGCGGCUGAACCGCAAGCCCAUCGAGUCCACGCUGGUGGCCUGCUUCAUGACCCUGGUCAUCGUCGUGUGGAGCGUGGCCGCCCUCAUCUGGCCGGUGCCCAUCAUCGCCGGCUUCCUGCCCAACGGCAUGGAGCAGCGCCGGACCACCGCCAGCGCCGCCGCCGCCGCCGCCCCCGCCGCUGUACCCGCUGGGACCACCGCCGCCGCAGCCGCAGCCGCAGCCGCUGCCGCCGCAGCCGCGGCCGUCACCUCGGGGGCGGCGACCAAGUGACCCGCCCCACUCCUCCCCUUGUCCGCCCUAUGUCCGCACUCUCGGUGCCUUUCCCGCCGGGAGACUCGGCCGGUGUGCUUCGUGCAGUAGUGACCGUUAGUUCUUCCCGGGAGGGGUCCGCGGAAGAGGCCCCAGCGUGUGGGAAAAGCCAGGUUUGUGCCGCGCUUCUGGCUCCGAAAAGCAGAUGCAAGCCGUUGCCCUGCAGGGUGAGAUCCGCAGCUUGGAAGACGGAGAGGAGGGAAAUGGGGCCCUUUCCCCUCUUUGCGUCCCCCUGCCCUCCUUCCUUCCCGCACCCACGUGCCCUAUAUUCAUGGCAGAAAAUGACCAAAUCCUGUGUAUUUGUUUUAUAUAUUUAAUAACCGUUUUAAAUGAAAGUUUUAGUAAAAAAAAAAUCAAAUUGCUAUUGCUGUAGUAAGGGAAGCUCUUUGUAUCUGAACACAGUAUUUGAAGUUUGUUGUUUUUUAAUUUAUUUAAAAGGGGGAGGAGGCAUGGGAAUGAUUUAACACUGAUAUAUUGUUACCGCUGAAAAUGAACUUUAUUAACCUUUUUCCAAGUCGAUCUAUCCAGUGACGUGGCCAGAUGGGCGUUUCUUCUUGUACUUCUGUGUUUUUUUGGCUUUUAAUACAGACAUUUUCCUCCA